This is a messenger RNA of Rhinopithecus roxellana (golden snub-nosed monkey), 2840 nucleotides long. RefSeq names its product solute carrier family 22 member 12 (gene SLC22A12). Gene Ontology annotation, biological process: transmembrane transport. The transcript has 10 exons. NCBI's taxonomy places the organism in Eukaryota, Metazoa, Chordata, Mammalia, Primates, Cercopithecidae. Gene Ontology annotation, molecular function: transmembrane transporter activity. Bases 378 to 2039 code for a protein of 553 amino acids. The record is from RefSeq and is a predicted model, not a curated record.
CACCAGUCACACUUAAAUUCCAGUCUAGAAUUAAAGUCUUCAGUCUCCACAUUUCCUACUUUCCAAAUUCAGCUUUUCCAGGAGGUCUGGAGCAGCUGCCUCUCUGGGGAGAUGCUGGAGGUCUCAGAAUCACCUCACACAGCCUCAGGGCCCAGUUGGAGCCACUCCAAGUGACACCAGCAGGCAGAUGACCAGAGAGCCUGAGCCCCCAGCCCCGAGUCUGUGAAGCCAGCAGCCACUGACAUGCUCCCAGCCGCCGGGCUGGAGAAGCCACUGUGGGCACCACCGUGGAGGAAACAGGCCCGUUGCCCUGGUCCCUUUGCCUUGGGCCAGCCCUUGUGAAGUGGGCCCUCUUCUGGGCCCCUUGAGUAGGUUCCAUGGCAUUUUCUGAACUCCUGGACCUCGUGGGUGGCCUGGGCAGGUUCCAGGUUCUCCAGACAGUGGCUCUGAUGGUCUCCAUCAUGUGGCUGAGUACCCAGAGCAUGCUGGAAAACUUCUCGGCCGCUGUGCCCAGCCACCGCUGCUGGGCACCCCUCCUGGACAACAGCACAGCCCAGGCCGGCAUCCCAGGGGGCCUGACUCCUGAGGCCCUCCUGGCUGUCUCCAUCCCACCAGGCCCCAACCAGGGGCCCCACCAAUGCCGCCGCUUCCGCCAGCCACAGUGGCAGAUCUUGGACCCCAAUGCCACGGCCACCAACUGGAGCGAGGCCGACACGGAGCCGUGUGUGGACGGCUGGGUCUAUGACCGCAGCAUCUUCACCUCCACCAUCGUGGCCAAGUGGAACCUGGUGUGUGACUCUCAUGCCCUGAAGCCCAUGGCCCAGUCCAUCUACCUGGCUGGGAUUCUGGUGGGAGCUGCUGCAUGCGGCCCUGCCUCAGACAGGUUCGGGCGCAGGCUGGUACUAACCUGGAGCUACCUUCAGAUGGCUGUGAUGGGCACGGCAGCUGCCUUCGCCCCCACCUUCCCCGUGUACUGCCUGUUCCGCUUCCUGUUGGCCUUUGCCGUGGCAGGCGUCAUGAUGAACACAGGCACUCUCUUGAUGGAGUGGACGGCGGCGCAGGCCCGACCCUUGGUGAUGACCUUGAACUCUCUGGGCUUCAGCUUCGGCCAUGGCCUGGUGGCCGCAUUGGCCUACGGUGUGCGGGACUGGACACUGCUGCAGCUGGUGGUCUCGGUCCCCUUCUUCCUCUGCUUUCUGUACUCAUGGUGGCUGGCAGAGUCAGCACGAUGGCUCCUCACCACGGGCAAGCUGGACCGGGGCCUGCACGAGCUGUGGAGGGUGGCUGCCAUCAACGGAAAGGGGGCAGUGCGGGACACCCUGACCUCUGAGGUCUUGCUUUCAGCCAUGAGGGAGGAACUGAGCAUGGACCAGGCUCCCGCCAGCCUGGGCACACUGCUCCGCACGCCCGGACUGCGCUUCCGGACCUGUAUCUCCAUGUUGUGCUGGUUCGCCUUUGGCUUCACCUUCUUCGGCCUGGCCCUGGACCUGCAGGCCCUGGGCAGCAACAUCUUCCUGCUCCAGAUGUUCAUUGGUGUCGUGGACAUCCCGGCCAAGAUGGGCACCCUGCUGCUGCUGAGCCGCCUGGGCCGCCGCCCCACGCAGGCCGCAUCCCUGUUGCUGGCAGGGCUCUGCAUUCUGGCCAACACGCUGGUGCCCCACGAAAUGGGGGCUCUGCGCUCAGCCCUGGCCGUGCUGGGGCUGGGCGGGGUGGGGGCCGCCUACACCUGCAUCACCAUCUACAGCAGCGAGCUCUUCCCCACCGUGCUCAGGAUGACCGCAGUGGGCUUGGGCCAGAUGGCGGCCCGUGGAGGAGCCAUCCUGGGGCCUCUGGUCCGGCUGCUGGGUGUCCAUGGCCCCUGGCUGCCCUUGCUGGUAUACGGGACGGUGCCGGUGCUGAGUGGCCUGGCCGCACUGCUUCUGCCCGAGACCCAGAGCCUGCCGCUGCCCGACACCAUCCAAGAUGUGCAGAACCAGGCAGUAAAGAAGGCGACACACGGCACACUGGGGAACUCUGUCCUGAAAUCUACACAAUUUUAGCCUCCUGGGGAGCCUGCGAUGGGACAGCUGGAGGAAGAGGCUUCUUCUGUCCUCUGGAGAAGGCAGGAGGAAAGCAAAGGCCUCCAUUUCCAGAGGCCCAGAGGCUGUCCUCUGAGGUCCCCACUCUCCCCCAGGGCUGCCCCACCAGCCGAGCCCUGCCCCUCUCACAGUCCAAAGGGCCCCCUUCAACACUGAAGGGGCAAAGAACAGUUUUAUUUGCAGAAGGCGGCCCAGUGCACCAUCACCCCGCCCUGCCCUCAUGGCUUCAGAGAGCAGAGGGGUCAGGCCCAGGGGAACGAGCUGGCCUUGCCAACCCUCUGCUUGCCUCCUCACUGCCACUUGUUCGCCCACACCCAUCCACCUGCCCAGAGCUCAGAGCUAACCACCAUCCAAGGUCAAGACGUCUCCUGGCUCUGCACAAGCAGUAGAGUCUCAGCUCCACAGCUUUACCCAGAAGCCCUUGUUAACCUUACCCCUGGCCCCCUCCAUGUCCCUCCAGACCUCAGCCACCUGCCCGCCACAUCCUCUGCCUGCUGUCCCCUUCCCACCCUUAUCCCUGACAGACUCCACUUAACCCCCAAACCCAGACCCCCUUCCAGGGCUCCAGGGCCAGCCUGAGAUGCCCGUGAAACUUCUACCCACAGUUACAGCCACAAGCCUGCCUUCUCCCACCCUGCCAGCCUAGGAGUUCCCAGAGGGUUGGCGCGGUCCCAUGACUCCAUGUCCCAGCUCCCACACAGCGCUGGACCAGUGGGGCAUUGGUGCAAGGGAUUGAAUAAAGGAAAAACUGAAUGGCUGCCC